Messenger RNA from Alternaria novae-zelandiae, 1290 nucleotides. RefSeq lists its product as uncharacterized. Lineage: Eukaryota; Fungi; Ascomycota; Dothideomycetes; Pleosporales; Pleosporaceae. Gene Ontology annotation, molecular function: ubiquitin conjugating enzyme binding; ubiquitin binding. The record is from RefSeq and is a predicted model, not a curated record. The coding region runs from base 1 to 1290 and encodes 429 amino acids. Gene Ontology annotation, cellular component: cytoplasm. Gene Ontology annotation, biological process: ubiquitin-dependent protein catabolic process. The transcript has 5 exons.
AUGUCUGAGAAAACUAGCACGGAAAAGCCUCCAGAGAGCCCAACUACGGCGCGUGAGCUCGACUUCGACGAUGAUAACGAUGGCCCGGCAUCUGCGACCCAAGACAAUGCUACUUCACCCUCACCAGCCUCCAAGUCGCCCAAGCCCGGCGUGCGCUUCAACGAGGAAGCCACAGAGAUUCCACCCCAGAAGCCCCCGCGACCAGUCGACCCCCAGGUGCAGGCGCAGAACACGCUGAUUGAGGCUUUCCCCGACGUCGACUCUAAUGUCGUCAAGGCGGUUCUGGUCGCCAGCGGAGGCAAGGUUGAGCCUGCCUUCAACGCGCUGCUGAGCAUGUCGGAUCCCAACUUCAAGGCCGAGGAGGCUCCUCCGCCCCAACCGCCACGCCCACAACCCCGUAGUCAGCUCGAGCAGGACGAAAUAUAUGCGCGACAACUGGCUCAGCACUACCAAAGUCAAGGUGGUCCAGAGGGCCAGGGCGGUUAUGGAUCGCGUGGCCAGGGGCAGCGACAACGGCCUGGUGAGCCCGAGCGGGAGCACAGCUUCUUCGAUGACGACCUCCCUGAGAUUCGCAAGAACAUCGAGCAGGGCUUCGAGGAAACAAAGCAAACCGUCACAAAGUGGAUCAGUAACUUCACGAAGAAACUCGACAGCGGCGAGAUGGAAGAGUACGACAGGUACGGCAACGUCCAGUACACGGGAAGGCAACCACCACCACAGCAGAGGCAGAACUUCGGCCCAUCGCAGUCAGACCAGAUGCAUGGCAUUCGCAAGUCAGCGGAGCAGCGACGGUCGGCAGACCACAACCGCUACGAUGCUGACAACCGGGUCAUUGGCGACGACUUCGCAAAGCUCGAGUUGAGAGACAACGAGGGCCCUGGCCCGCGAUCGUCAAGUCGCCCGCACGCCAACCCCGACCUCUUCAAGCCCACGCCCGUCUCUCCGCCCCAGAGCGGACCCGUUGACGAGGUCGAUGCGCUGUACCGCAACCCAUCGCCGAACAACCAGGGCAGCCAGGGUAAAUCGAGCGGCAAGAAAUGGCAGCCUCUCACCUCAGUCGCACCAAACCCAGAGCCCGAUGACCACGACCCCUUUAGCCUUGGCGACAGCGACGAUGAGGAGAAGGACGUCAAGAAGCAGGACACAAACCCUGAAGAUACCGAGCGGCUAAAGAACGCUGCUCAAAAUAGCGAGGGCCCAGCCUCCGGCAAGCUCAAGCCUGCGGAACGAAGUGGCAGCGUCAGUCAGAAGGACGCUACCAUGGAGGCAUUAUUGAAGGAGGCCAAAUAA